AUGGACUACAUGAAACAUAUUUCCAGGCAACCAGGAAAUCAGACCUGUGCGGACUGUCCCGCCAAACGACCCCUCUGGGCUUCCUUCUUGUUUCGGGAUGAUGGUCAAAAGAUGGCUGUCCUUUGUUGUUCACAGUGCAUUCAGCAUCACAACUUUGAGCUGGGUGAUCAGCAGUGCAAAAUCAAGUACUCCAAAAUGAUACAUGAAUGGACUUUGGAGAACAUUGAAACUCUAGAGAAAACUGGGAAUAGUGUGGUGAACAAGAGAUAUGAAGCCAAGCUUACUACCAAAGAUUUUGACAAGAAUCUGAUCUUGCCAGUUGCAGAGAAGGAAUGGAAACGCCGAGCCAAGUUUAUCAAGAACAAGUACGAAAAGUGCAAAUACCAAGAGGCAAAGGAUGAAAUGCCGCAAUACGUGUUAAUGGACGACUCGUCUUCUUCGGGAAGCCUAGCCAACAGUGGAAGGGAAAGCGCUGCCUUAAUGGCACGAACCCAACGAAGACGACGCCAAAGUACUACAUGCACUUCCAAGUCAGACCAUGGACGACAGCCUAGAUCGACAAUACCGGUACCGGUACGAGAUUCCACCAUUCAACGCCAAAGAAGCCGGAGCGAGGAAUUCAGAAGAGCAAACUCAUCUCUGACUCGUACUCGUAGCAAAAGUGAGCGUCCCAUGAGGACUUCUCGGCUGAGCCAAAACUUGGAGGAGCGCAGUAGCCUUCGAGCACAUUCGCACCCCAGCCGUGGCAGCAUUACUAAACAGGACGAGCGUGGCAGCCUCCGAGCAACUACGCACCCCAGCCGUGGAAGCAUGAGAAAGCAAGAAAAGCGAGCUUCUACACGAAAACGAAGGCCAAGCACGCGAGAACUGCAUCGACGCAGGAGCCGAUCCGAAAGCAGAGGCCAAAGGAAGGGAUCACUGGAACCCCAUCGUCGCCGUAGCAAUAGUGAGAGCCGCCUUGUGGUUGGAAGCAGUGGAAGCGAGUCUACAACCAUGAAAACGAGACGGGAGGAAGCUACUAGCUUUAGCACGACCAAAGUUUGUAUUGAUCGGUAUCGGGAUGCAUUCAAGAAGCUCACCAAUGUUGCUGUUGCCCCCGAGGCCACGGAGACAAAGAUUGUGUCAAGAGGAACGGUUUUAACGAUGGAACCUUCCACAAAGGUCCCCAGAACCAGCCAUCGGAAUCAGCAACUCAAAACUUGGGAAGGAUUCAAUGACAAGGCAUUUUGA
This is a messenger RNA of Seminavis robusta, 1230 nucleotides long. Lineage: Eukaryota; Bacillariophyta; Bacillariophyceae; Naviculales; Naviculaceae. The record is from the annotation of a GenBank genome assembly.